AUGUCGACCGCCAAUUCCUCUGCAGCAACUCCUCCAAAUAAUGAACCACAACAAAAGGUUCCGAUCCGAUGGGAUUCAGCCUCUACGGUUCGUGAUGCGCUUACCAGCAAAUCCGAUAUGAGAAUGGUGGUGUGCUGUUUUGCAGAACCAUUUUCACCCAUAUCAACCACUUUGGCAAGAUGGUUUGAGGAAAUUAGAAUGGGAGAUUCUGUAACUUAUACCCAAAUAUUCAUUUUAGAUCCUUUUGAGAAUAGCCAAUUUGCGUCGGAAUGUGGUAUUAAGACCUCUCCUGCUGUGGUGUUGUUUUGGGAUGGCAAGCCAGUUUCAAUACAAAGAAAUGGAUGGGAUGAAGAUACUAAGAUUGUUGGAGUUUCUACAAAAGAAAAUUAUAUUAAUGUUAUUCGAUUAUUAAGAGAAGUUGGAGAGGAGGAAAAACAUCCAAUGAUUCUCAAAGUAGAAAAUUUGUAA
This is a messenger RNA of Naegleria fowleri, 468 nucleotides long. RefSeq lists its product as uncharacterized. Bases 1 to 468 code for a protein of 155 amino acids. NCBI's taxonomy places the organism in Eukaryota, Heterolobosea, Eutetramitea, Acrasida, Naegleriidae. The record is from RefSeq and is a predicted model, not a curated record. The transcript is spliced from 4 exons.